This is a messenger RNA of Marasmius oreades (fairy-ring Marasmius), 2349 nucleotides long. RefSeq lists its product as uncharacterized. The coding region runs from base 17 to 1621 and encodes 534 amino acids. Gene Ontology annotation, molecular function: glutaminyl-tRNA synthase (glutamine-hydrolyzing) activity. The record is from RefSeq and is a predicted model, not a curated record. The transcript has 9 exons. Lineage: Eukaryota; Fungi; Basidiomycota; Agaricomycetes; Agaricales; Marasmiaceae. Gene Ontology annotation, cellular component: glutamyl-tRNA(Gln) amidotransferase complex; mitochondrion. Gene Ontology annotation, biological process: glutaminyl-tRNAGln biosynthesis via transamidation; mitochondrial translation.
ACGCAGAGGCAAUGUCAUGCGCGUUGCCCGCCUCCUUCUUCGCCGCUGCCUGUCUACUUCAUCCUUCGACCCACGGAACGCAAUACACGAGAAGAACUCGAGCAUUAAUGCCUUCGUUCAUAUCUCUGAUUGUCCUCCCACUAUAGAGGCUGAAACUUCUUCUCAAUCUGCAUGUUCAAAACCCUUGCAAUGGACUACUGUUGCUGUCAAGGACAACAUAUGUACUUCUGACAUGCCAACGACGUGUUCAUCUGCUAUGCUAGAGAACUUCACUUCACCUUUUGACGCGACGGUGGUGAAAUUGCUCAAACGUGCCGGUGCUGAUAUCGUAGGAAAAACGAAUUGCGAUGAAUUUGGGAUGGGGUCGUUAAAUACCCACUCUAUCCACGGCCCCGUUAUCAAUCCAUUCCAAACUUUACGUUCGGCAGCAUCGGUUUCCUGGAGAAACCGCGAGAAACGAACUGCAGGGGGGAGCUCUGGUGGAAGUGCAGCGGCUGUUGCUGCUGAUAUGUGUGAUAUAGCGUUAGCGACCGAUACAGGAGGGUCUAUAAGACUUCCUGCCUCAUAUUGUGGCGUCGUGGGCUUAAAGCCAUCGUAUGGUCUCAUUAGCAGAUGGGGUGUAGUGUCGUAUGCUGACAGUUUGGACUGUGUUGGGCUGAUGGCAAAGAGUACCUUUCAAGUUCGACGUGCUUUUGAUGUUCUCGAGACUCCGGAUCCUAACGACCCCACCUCAGUAUCGAAAAGACUAAGGGAAGCUACAGCCGGGGUUUUACGAGAGUUUUCUCCUCUUAAGCGCCGUUCGCCGUUCGAGGAUAGCCAGCUAAGAGUGGGAGUACCUCAAGAAUAUUUUGCGCAAGAAUUAUCCCCCUCUAUUUAUAAUUCGGUUCGAACAAUUUUGAAGGCCCUCAAGGAUCUCGGCGCUCAGAUCAUACCUGUAUCCCUACCAUCCACGUCCUAUGCUCUCAGUGCCUAUUAUGUUCUUGCGAGCGCCGAGGCUAGCAGUAAUCUAGCACGGUACGAUGGAAUCGAGUACGGUACCAGGAUCCCCCUUCCCCCGGGUUCCGAUUCGAGGAAGGCCUCGAAAGUAUAUUCUCAUACGCGAACACAAUGUUUUGGCGAUGAAGUUCGAAAGAGACUUCUUUUGGGUACUUACGCUUUAACUGCCGAUGCAUUCGAUAAUUACUUCUUACAAGCGCAGAAGGUUCGCCAACUCGUACGAAACGAUUUUGACCGUGUCUUCAGGUGGCCAAAUCUGCGUACCGCCGAGGGCCUCUCAUCCUCCUCCCUUUCGGCAGAGGGGGUCGAUGUUCUUAUUCAUCCAUCCGCUAUACGUACCGCACCCCUUCUUCCACGCGAGACAGCAUCUACCGCCACCAAAAGCAGUAUGGAUCCGCUCGAUACGUAUCUACAGGAUGUCUUGACUGUUCCUGCAUCCCUCGCCGGGUUACCUGCGUUGAACAUACCCGUUCCAACGAUACAGGAUGACAAUGUCUCUGCUGAUAGCGAUCAAGACGGGUGGCCCGUAGGAGUUAGCAUCGUGGGACAGUGGGGAUGUGAUAGACUUGUCAUGGAUUUAGGGAUGGUGGUUGAGGUUGCCAUGCUCUCCUCCAACACACAAUGACAUCUGCGAUCUUUCUGCGAUCUUGUUGCAAGGAGACAUACAUUUUGCGCCUCCGGUUGCCUCCGUCGCAUGUGAUUGAGAGGGAUGGCGAUUGCAUGAUCGACACGGUGUCGGAAAAUGAACUGAGACUUUGGAGAUUCAAGAUUCAGGUGCUUCGUUGACCUGAAGUUCGUUGACCGAGAGGCAACGUAUCUCACAACCAGACACCAUUCCUACACCUUGAAGCUUCAAGCUUCAAGUCUUAGUCCGUUCGCUUUGACUGUGUUGGUCUCUUGGUCUUGUUCCGUCGUGAUUCAUAUACGGUGGCAGUUCUGCAUUUGGUUCCGUAUUCUUUAUCACAUGAAUUCGUGUCAGUCGUUACUUCGAAGGGACGUCCUCAUUUAAUCGCGGUCAAUCUGUACGAAAGACGCCACGAAGAAUUAUGCACCCUUCUGUGUUCCUGUUGAUUCAAACUCUGGCAUUGGGUACAAUAUUGCUGGUGCCGAAAGAUUGACGUUUGCAUAUGCUGCCACUUCCCGAGAAGCGCGGUUCACGAAAAAGAGGGUGCCCACGUUUUUAUCUUCGCGCCUCCCCUUUUCAGAACAACAGCUUGGUGGCUUAAAUUCUCGUGGUUGAAGUAUUCUUAUCGAUUAGCCGCAGUCAGCGUUGGGCUGUGUAGACCCUCGACUCUCCUUGAACAGUGUCCGUAUGGCACCCAAAUUGCUGCGAUGGGGUAAAAUGUACCGAAC